Messenger RNA from Carassius gibelio (silver crucian carp), 9072 nucleotides. RefSeq lists its product as uncharacterized. Bases 7758 to 8822 code for a protein of 354 amino acids. The transcript is spliced from 2 exons. Lineage: Eukaryota; Metazoa; Chordata; Actinopteri; Cypriniformes; Cyprinidae. The record is from RefSeq and is a predicted model, not a curated record.
UGGACUCGACUACAACACUGAUAUUAACAUAUACAUAAAUACAAAUGUAAGCAUUAACACACACAUUAGUGAGUUUUUUUUUUUAUAAAAUCAAUCAGGCAAUGGUAUUAAUAAAAUCAUAACCAUAGGUAACUGUCUGGAGCUACAACUGUAAUUGAUAAAUAAUACAAUUUAAUUACAAUUUAUUUACUUUUAUAUUUUUAAGUUAUCUUUUAAACCCAAACAGGUUUUUUUUCUUUGGAAGGAAGGAAGGAAGGAGCACAACAAUAUACUGCUUAGGGCACAUAUUUGGCCAGCAGCGUGUAACGAUCGGGACACAGGAGACGAGAGAUCCAAGAGUAGUGUGUGUUUAUUGGGUAAUCCAAAAAUCAGAAUCCAAACAAGCAGGGGGUCAUAACCAAAGAUCAGUCCAGAAACAAACAAACAGGAACAAAAAACUCGAAACACAAGGAACGCGAGGAAACCUGGUGACGGAAAAUAAGGACUCCAUGACACAGAGAGAAAACAGACAGUUUAAAUAGACAGGAUAAUGGCGAUGAAAGUGAAGACAGCUGGGACCACUAGUGGACACAGGGAAACACAGACCAGACACCAUGACAUUACCCCCUCCUCUACGGAGUAACUACCAGAUGCUCCACCUGAACACAAGAACAAACCAAGGAACACAGAGACCAGGAGGGAGGUGGGCCGACGGAGGACCAGGGGGAGGGACGGAGGGCCAGGCAACAGAGGGAAACAGAGACAGGAAGUGCAAAAAACAAAAACAAGGAGACCAGGAGGGAGGUGGAUCAGCGGAGGACCAGGAGGUGGGAUGGAGGGCCAGGUAAUAGAGGGAAACAGAGACAGGAAGUGCCAAAAACAAAAACAAAACCACAACAAGGAAACCAGGAGGGAGGAGGACCAGCGGAGGACAAGGGGGAGGGACGGAGGGCCAGGUCCACAGAAGGAAACCGAGAGAAAAAAAAACAAGAAACAAAACACAAGACCAGGAGGGAACAGAAAGUUCGGGGCCCAGGGCCGAGUCGACAGGGCAAGUAUCCUGGGUUGAUCAGGUGGAACUGGAGCCAUGCGGUCGAGACAGAAGCCCACCAGGAGGGAACGAUGGCACAGGAGAACAAGUUUGGUUAGGUAAGUCUGAAAUAGAGAACAUGAACAGGUUAAGGGUGGCCUCCAUGGCCCUGAGGAGAUGGUAGAUGGUCUCCAUAGCCAUGACAGGGCAGACGGUGAGUUCCUGGAUGGCCUCCGUGGCCAUCCACAGGAUAAUGUCGAGUGCUCAGAGAGUUUGGCUGAGACGUGAAGAGGCUCUGGAAGUUCCGCAGAGACGUGGAGAGACUCUGGUAGUUCAGCAGAGACGUGGAUAGACUCUGGUAGUUCAGCAGAGACAUGGAGAGGCUCUGGUGGUUCAGCAGAGACAUGGAGAGGCUCUGGUGGUUCAGCAGAGACGUGGAGAGGCUCUGGUAGUUCAGCAGAGAUGUGGAGAGACUCUGGUAGUUCAGCAGAGACGUGGAGAGACUCUGGUAGAUCUGUGGUGUUUUGACUGGAUUCAGGAAGAUCAAUAGUGACUUGACUCUGCUCAUGAAGAUCAUUGGUGACCUGACUUUGCUCAUGAAGAUCAUUGAUGACUUGCCUUUGCUCAUGAAGAUAGUCGGUGACUUGACUUUGCUCAUGAAGAUCAUUGGUGACUUGCCUUUGCUCAUGAAGAGAGUCGGUGACUAUGAGUGUUAAUGGUGACCUGACUCGACUCUGGAGGAUCAACGGUGACCUGACUCGACUCUGGAGGGUCAACUGGAACCUGACUCGUCUCUGGAGGGUCAACGGGAACCUGACUCAACUCUGGAAGUUCACCUGUGGCUGUCAUCUUGUGCAGAGGUGCUGGACCGACGGCCAUCUUGUGCCAGGGCUCUGGGCCGGCGGCCAACUUGUGCUGUGGCGCUGGGCUGGCGGCCAUCUUGCACCGUGGCACUGGGCUGACGGCCAUUUUGUGCAGUGGUGCUGGGCUGUAGACCCCGGUCUAGAGUCGGCCAUCCCACCUGGAGAGACAGGUGUGGCUGGGGUAUCCCACUGAGACCGAUGUUGCAGGUACAGUAGGAACCCCCAAAAAUCAAAGACCUCCAGCUCAUUCAUCUCAUUCUCCAACACAGGGUUGUCCAAACAGAAGUUAAAAAAGUAUUUCAAGGCUGCAUCAUUAUAUCCCAACCCCAUCGCCAAGGUCCAGAAUUUUUGUGCCACACCACCCACCUCAUUCCCCCUUUGACGGAGGGUGGUUUAUUUAAGGAAUUUUCUCCUCCGCUCCUACAUGCUAGCUGGGGAAUGGACACAAAUUCCCACACCGCUGGAUCUGAUCUGGAUGGAGUCCUUCUGUAAUGAUCGGGACAAAGGAGACGAGAGAUCCAAGAGCAGUGUGUGUUAUUGGGUAAUCCAAACAAGCAGGGGGUCAUUACCAAAAAUCAGUCCAGAAACAAACAAACAGGAACAAGAAACUCGAAACACAAGGAACGCAAGGAAAGCAGGUGAUGGAAAAUAAGGACUCCAUGGCACAGAGAGAAAACAGACCAGUUUAAAUCAUAGACAGUAAAAGAAAUGGACACAGCGACCCCAUUGGAUUCAACGGAGACAAGUGAAGUCAAUUAGAAGCAUGCACUUCCUGGGGGUCGGGCGUACUGCGCAGACUCAAACUGAGCUUGAUGACGUAGAUGUCACAUGAGCAACAUGUAAGUCUUCUAUGUCUUCUUGGCUGUGCCAAGAGAAAUCUGAAGCACCCACCGAAUCUUGCAGAGAAGGCGAGCGUGAACAGGAGCAAAUUUUGGUAAGUAUUCUGAUUAAUUAUCUACCUUGACUUUAUGCCUCCACCUCCCCCUGAUAGCCUCAUAGACAGUAAAAGACUGCUUCUCCUCCUGUCCAUAUGGUAAUUUCUCUACUGUGCAACAGAGAGUCGCUGGUUAUGAUGCAAUCGUUAGCCAAUUUUUUUCAAAAACUGCUUAACGUAAGAUACAAGGUAAUGGAGCCUUUUAUACAUUUUCGUGUUUCUUUAGAAAUAAUUAAUGGACAAUGGUUUUUAAAGGGGGGGGUGAAAUGCUCAUUUUCACUCAAUCUCCUGUUAAUCUUGAGUCCCUAUAGAGUAGUACUGCAUCCUUCAUAUCUCCAGUCUUUAGUUUUAUUAUAUUUAUAAGAGAAAAAUGGUGCCGAUUUUCUUCGGAAAAACAAGAGCGUCUGGAGGCGUGACGUGUGGGCGGAGCUAAAGAAUCACGAGCGCUAGUAGGCUUUUGCGUUGAGUGUUUGGAAGUUGUGACAUUACCGUGAGGAAAAAAAAUACAUCAUCCAAAACAAACGAUGGCUAACAGUCAGAUUCAGCCGUUUAUUUAUGAUUCAGAAUCAGAUCCCGAGGCUGAAACUGAACGAGAGCAGCAGCAGCAAUGACUACAGCAGGACGUCUCUAUGUGGUAUGUAUUGAAACUGUAUAUAUUUGCUUAGCGGUUUUGGAAAAUGACUAAGUUCCACUUUAUGUCGUCUUUUUUUUUAUUCUUUAAAGGUGUACAAGGUUUACUUGAUGUGCUUACGCGCCGAUAGCUAAGUUAACAACACAGAGAUAUUUGAAGCAGUUUUACUCACCGCCUGCGGAUCCAACACACGAUCGUGACCCUUUUUCGUUGGGAUUGCAUCAUCCUUAAGAAAUAAACCUUCAAAAUGCAGGGAACAAACAAAAACACUUGCACAACUCCGUCGAUGCUCUGUAAAAAUAAACUCCGUCCACUGGUCCCUUAAUGUUUUUUUUUUUUUUGGUAAUCUGUGCAGGGUUGUCUUGCCCUCGCAACCAAAAACACACUUCUUUUGUGACAUUUCGCGACGCUCUCGCUCUGAUCAGUGAAUGUCUCUGAUCCGCUCUGCUCUGCGGGAGCGCGCGCUCUUCCGGCAGAAGUGCCCUUAGGACCCAUAUAAGGAAAUUCCGCUCCAUUUAAUGUCACACAGACCCAUACUCGAAAAAAACUUUCCGAAACUUGUGUAGCAGAAAUGAGUCGAACCAGACAAAUCAAAGAGUCUAUCAGAGCUGUGUGCAUAGAAACGAGAGCCGAACUCCUCAGGAAGUCAUAAAUCAGUUCUAGUGCCACAAGAACCAAGCAAGAUAACCAACCAACCAACUUGUUCACACAACAGCUUUCAACAUUAACACCAAUAGAACAAUUAUUGACAAUUUUAAUUCGAAGAAGAGAUUGUCAAAUUUAUUGUUCGUGAUUGAAAUGCAACGCUGGACAUCACUUGUAAACCCAGGAGAUCAAGUUAAAUACUUGCAUUGACUUCCCCCCAGCCAGCAGAACCAGACUGAAAUUCCUAAGGGGGAAGGGCUUUAAACCUUUGUCUCCACAGAAAAGUCCCUUUGCCAGAGAAUGGCAAAGAAACUGCUUUUUAUACAUUAUAUAUGGACCAGAAUGAACUCAAAAAGACUUAUAAAUGAAUCGUUCCAUUGCUUAACUCAAUAUUCAUUUAUGUGUAACCCACACAUUUGACUAUCAUGUAUAAUCACUUAUUGUGUAUAUCUUUUGAUAACUAUAGGAUACAUAGUCAUGUCUAGUAUUGAUAUAAUCGAAUUUUCGUGCUUGAUGUUGUCCUGACAAUCAUUUAUUUGUAAAAUAUAUCAUAAUCAUGUUAUAGGAAUCAUGUCCAAAAUUAGACCCUGUGAGGCAAGAACCACAUGCUGGGUAAGAUAAACAAAUGAUUUAUGACCCCAGACCAUAUCUGAUUGGUCAAGGCAACAUUUGAGGGGUGGCCAACAAGGAAGUUUAUAUACUUUGGACCCCAUGAAAUUUUGCUUUUAGUCUGCUUUUAGUUCCAGCCUUGCUCGUGCUAUCAGUCAUGCUAUUAGUCAUGCCUGCUCUUAGCUUUUAGCUUGUAGCUUUGCUACCUAGCUUUAGCUUGUAGCAUCUAGCCAUGCGGUUAGUCAUCAUUGUUCUUUGAGCGCGGUUCCAGCGUGCCUGCCUACUGCUACUAUGCCACGAUGAGAAGGAACACAACCUAGUCUCGUCAAACUUUAUUUCUUUUCUUUUCCGUUUGAGAGUUUUGUGUUCUGAGUUAAGUUUUGUAACGUCGACCUCGUCUGCGCGUUUGAACUCCAACCAGCCACACAACUCCAGCUUCAGCCAACGCCCAAGCACGGGCUCCCCAAGACGUCACUUCAGCCACUACUGAACUUCCAGCCAAUCAGCGACACCGGGAUACCCCUUUCAACGGGAGUCCCUUUCACAGCAAACGAAGGCAACGUAUUCCCAGAUAUUUGUUGUGCUGGUGUAUCUAAUAUAAUUUUAACCCCAUUGAGGAACUCAGUGCGAGCGCUAAUUACGUGAUUGAUGGUUGUUCGUGUCUAUGCAAUUUAACGUAUUGCUGUAAACUUGGGAUUCCAUAUUUCCAUUCUCUUAAACUCAUCUUUCCCUAACUUUCGAUCUUCCUGCAACUUGUGUGAAUGUGUGUGUGCGUGCGUUUAUGUGUUAGAUUAGUUUAUAUGUCUUAGAUUUAUCUAAUAAAGCCUUAUUCAUAUUGAAAAGAGAAGUAUCUUGUGUUUUGUGCUUACAAGUUAAUGUCUUAAACUGCCGAUCUUGUUACUGUGCUAAUUAAUAGUGUUUCACUAUAGUUUGGAUAUUAGAAUCCAGCGCAGAUUUGAUGUUAAACGGCUAGUUCACUGAAUCGCAGGGCGUCUCCGUGAACAGCCGUGAAACAGUGAUUCUGUUCAAAUUCCCUUUAAAAUCUUAAAUGAUUCCCUUUGAGCUAAAUUGACCUGUUUCCCUUACACUUGUGACAAACCGGAAGGACUCCUUCAAACGUACAACUUAAUUUUUGAAACUUUAUCCAUGUUUAGCAUGGGAAUCCAACUCUUUAACAAUAUAAAAAACUCAGUACGCAUGAAAUAGCAUUUCACCCCCCCUUUAAAUGCCUCAGAUGUAAAGUUAUUCGCUGUCAAAGUGACGCCAAAAUGAAUGGGAGUGCUAUGCUAACAGCAGGUGGGGAUCCACUAGCCAAUGGCGGCGCCCAGGGGUUCUUCAAAAAAUAUGAAACCCUGCCCCCCUGGUUUAAAUAGACAGGAUAAUGAUGACUAAAGUGAAGACAGCUGAGUGCAAUUAACAGGUGUGCAAUUACUGUGAUGAAGGGACAAGGCUUUGUGGGAAAUGUAGUGCCUUCCUAUGGGGAAUUGAGGCCACUAGUGGACACCCAGGGAAACACAGACCAGACACAGUGACACAGGGGUCAUGGUUUUUAGUGCAUUACAGACAACAUACUAUGUUAACCUACUUAAAAUAUAUUUCAUGUGAAGUUUGUGCAAGAACAUAUGCCAACAAGUUUACACUUUUAAGGGGUUCUUAAUGUACUUUUGUAAACAUGUGUAGACCUACUGCAAUAUAUUGUUUUUAUAUUUUAAAUAUUUUAUGUAUUUAUAAUUGUAAUGUUUGAAAAAGCAUGUUAUUUUGAUAAACAUUUUUUACAUUUACAAUGUACAAACCUUUAACCAAUACUUAAAAUAUGUUGUUUACCAUGUUGUUUAGUUUUACUUUAAAGGUUAUGCGACUAUGGUUGAUUAUAGGCAGUCCAUUAAUGAUACAUUAAUUGUAAUUAGCUGCUGGUAUUACGUACUCUUUGCUACUACUGAAAUUCCCACAAGGAUUUCAACAUAACAAAAAAAAAAAACAUGUCUGAAAGAAAAAGUUCUUGUUUAAAUUCAAACCACACACUGACUAAACCUGAUUGGCUCAAGAGCCAUUGAGCGGUUCUGAUUGGUUCUGUCACGAUCAUCAGUUGGAGUGGCCAUGAACUCCAGCAGAGAGCACUCCUCUCAGGACUUUUGUAUUUGGUGUCUCUUUCCAUUCCCAACUUCAUUUCCCAGAAUGCUUAGGGCUAAUCACCACAAGGAAAAAAACCUUUUGGUGAUUUACAGUAAUUGUAUUUUAAGCUAAAUUUUCUACUGACAUACAGUAAGGGUGAUAUUGGCAAACUUUCACCUGUAGUAAGUCAGUCUUGUUACUACAAAUGUACUACAACCUUUGGAACAUGAAAAAAACGAUUUUGGUCAAUUACAGUAAUUGUUUUUGAAGAUUAUGUACUUUACAUACAGUAAGCGAUAUAUUGUCAAAAUUUCACCUGUAGUAAGUCAGUCUUGUAACUACAAACUUCCUUCAACCUUUGGAACAUACAUUUUUUCUUUGGUGAAUUAUAGACGAGUUUCCUAUGUGAAAUAGGCGAGCCGCCAUUAUCCUUUCACUCUGCCAACGUCUUCUGGUUGUGUUUGCCGAUAAUUUCCGGUUAGCGAGUUAGCGUCUUUUACUGUCUUUGGUUAGCGUGCAGAAAAAGUAAAUUAUGGAUGGUGUUACACGCCGACACGGCUCCGGGACAUAUUGUGCUGUUCGCGGUUGCAACAACUCGUGGCGAUUGCUGAAUGUUUGGUCGGAAGGAGAAUGUUUCGACCAUCAACCAUCUACAAGGCGCCAAUGUGGAUGUGCUCCCCCGUAUGCGUUGUAUGAGAAACCAAAAACAGAUGUUGAAUCUCGGAAGUGGCUAGCGGCUUUGAAGUUGAAGAAUCCGCCCAAAAGACUGUUUGUUUGUUCUUAUCACUUCAUUGAUAAAAAGCCCACAGAGGAAAACCCUUUCUUUGGAACUUUGGUUGGGAUACGAGCGACCUCCCCAGCAAAUGAGACGUAAACUCGACAGAAACACAAGUGACACGCAAUCGGAUGGUAAGUGUAUCUUGAUAUUUUUUUUAUAAGUUCGACUGUUGAUAUAUGUGUCUCUGUCCUGUGUUAGUUAGACUGGUAUAUACAUUUAUAGUUGAUGCUGUUUGUCUUUUAGCAGUGUGCAUCGAGCCGAAGUUUAAAGAUGCUGCAACACAAUGGGAGGACCUAACAAAAACUGACCACAGCUACAUGGCAAAGUUGGACCACGUGAACAAAUCGACGCAGACUGGGGGUCAGACUGUGGCUGAUGAUAUGCUCCUGGAUGAUGAUACCUCGCUGCUGUACACAGGACUGCGUCUGGUAUAUUUUUUUACUUUGGUGAAAUCGAUGUUGCCAUUUAGUAAACCAUCAUGUAGUAUUCCUGUUGUUGACCAAAUACUGAUGACCCUCAUGAAACUUAAACUGAACCUUGUGUUAGGGGAUGUGGCAAAGCGCUUUAAAGUGUCUAAAGGUGAAGUAAGUAAGGUGAUUGCUCACUGGAUUGAUACAUUGGGUGAGCAGCUUGAACCCAUGGUUGCCUGGCUGCCAAGAAGUGUUAUACGUGCUAACAUGCCACCAUCCUUUAGAAAGAACCACCCCCAGACCACUUGCAUCUUCGAUUGUGCUGAAACGGCUAUUCAGAGAGCAACAAACCUUAACUGUAGGAGUGCCACUUUCAGUCAUUACAAGGGAACCAAUACUGCCAAAUAUCUUGUUGCUGUGUCACCUCAUGGGCUGAUAAUGUUUAUAUCAGAGGCCUAUGCUGGUAAAAGCAGUGACAAGUUUAUCACUAUGAACAGUGGGUUUCUGGAGGCCCUAAGGCCUGGUGAUGAGGUAAUGGCUGACAGGGGUUUCACGAUUCGAGAUGUACUACAUGAAAGGAAGGUGAAAUUGAAUAUUCCUGCCUUUACCCACAAGCGUGGUCAAUUGACCAAUGAGGAGGUAACGCGCACUAGACGAGUGGCCAAUGUCCGUAUACAUGUGGAGAGGGCAAUCCGAAGACUUAAAGUCUUCAAAAUUCUGUCCCAAACUGUCCCAAUCUCCAUGACCCCGCGGUUGGACAAGAUUCUUACCAUAUGUGCUGCUUUAGCAAACAUGAGGUCCAGACUCAUCCGACUGCCACAUGAGGUUUAGGUCCCUAUGAAAAGUAAAACCUGGUUUACCUGCAGUUUUUUUUUUUUUUGUACAUAUUCCUUUUUUAUUUUAUAUAUAUAUACUUUCAGCUAGAAAAACCUGUGUAAAUGUAUUGUUCCCUUUCUGGUGUUGUGAUUAUUGAUAAGACAAAACAAAGUUUCAACUAAGAAAAACUUGUGAGUGCUAUUCUUUUUCACAUGAGGUUUAAGUCCCUAUGAAAAUCAAAACCUGGGUUACCUGCAGUUGUUUU